ACCACCAGUGGGAACAGAAGACCCCCAAAACUCCAUUAUAAAAAGUAUAUCUGGAUUUUUUUGACUCAACUAAUUAAAAGAAUGAAAGCGCCACUUGUUAUAGCGAUCAUCGCGGUCAUUGCCACCUUAAUAGGAAAAGGUACAUCACAGUCAGAGCCAGAAUGCAAAGAUAAUCCAAGGAUUGCAGAUGCUACGGGCGCAAAAUCGAAAAGUUCUGAUGAUGCAAAAUCUACGGUGAAAUGUCAAACGGGCUUUGUUGGUCAGGCAUGUAAAUGUGACGUCAAAUGUGACGGAUCUUACUUCAUCGAUCAGGAAACUUGCGUUGCCUUUAACAGAUACAGUGUCGGUGGUGUUAAGGCUAAGGUGACCUGUAUUGAGAAAGCUUGCGUGAAAAGUCGUAUAAAUCUUACCUCCGAUGGAUAUGUUCCCGGCCCAACAGUGACAUGCCCUAAAGAUUCUGAACUUGUAUCAUGUUCCAUUUAUUCUCCGUGGUCUCAAUCUUACCCGUCUUUUAUGACGACUAAAGUGACAGGCAACACUUGCGUUGGCCCCAGUCAAUGCAAGAAAUGUCGUGUCCAAGCAGUGUGUAUUGCGAAAAAAGAGCCAGAAUGCAAAGAUAGUCCAAGGAUUGCAGAUGCUACGGGCGCAAAAUCGAAAAGUUCCGAUGAUGCAAAAUCUACGGUGAAAUGUCAAACGGGCUUUGUUGGUCAGGCAUGUAAAUGUGACGUCAAAUGUGACGGAUCUUACUUCAUCGAUCAGGAAACUUGCGUUGCCUUUAACAGAUACAGUGUCGGUGGUGUUAAGGCUAAGGUGACCUGUAUUGAGAAAGCUUGCGUGAAAAGUCGUAUAAAUCUUACCUCCGAUGGAUAUGUUCCCGGCCCAACAGUGACAUGCCCUAAAGAUUCUGAACUUGUAUCAUGUUCCAUUUAUUCUCCGUGGUCUCAAUCUUACCCGUCUUUUAUGACGACUAAAGUGACAGGCAACACUUGCGUUGGCCCCAGUCAAUGCAAGAAAUGUCGUGUCCAAGCAGUGUGUAUUGCGAAAAAAGAGCCAGAAUGCAAAGAUAGUCCAAGGAUUGCAGAUGCUACGGGCGCAAAAUCGAAAAGUUCCGAUGAUGCAAAAUCUACGGUGAAAUGUCAAACGGGCUUUGUUGGUCAGGCAUGUAAAUGUGACGUCAAAUGUGACGGAUCUUACUUCAUCGAUCAGGAAACUUGCGUUGCCUUUAACAGAUACAGUGUCGGUGGUGUUAAGGCUAAGGUGACCUGUAUUGAGAAAGCUUGCGUGAAAAGUCGUAUAAAUCUUACCUCCGAUGGAUAUGUUCCCGGCCCAACAGUGACAUGCCCUAAAGAUUCUGAACUUGUAUCAUGUUCCAUUUAUUCUCCGUGGUCUCAAUCUUACCCGUCUUUUAUGACGACUAAAGUGACAGGCAACACUUGCGUUGGCCCCAGUCAAUGCAAGAAAUGUCGUGUCCAAGCAGUGUGUAUUGCGAUGAAUGAAGAGCCGAAAAAAGACUGUGCACCAGGCUACAGCCUGGAUGUGAAAACAGAUAGCUGUGUUGACCUUUGUCCUGAUUACCAACAGAAGUGGGAUGGAAAGGAAUGUGUCAAACGUUGCAUCGCUAGCGAGAAAUGGGACGGGAAGAAUUGUGUUCUGAGAUGCCCGUUGCCGAAUAAAUACAAUGUUGCCUUCAAAACUUGCGAAGAAAGAAUCUGCCGCUGUUUGGCCGCCGGGGAUCCAAACUACAUCCAAUACGAUGGGCAGAAAGUCGAAUUCAUGGGGAAAUGUAAAUACACCUUUACCAAGCUAAGAGGAGCAGACAGUCACCAGAAGUGUUACUUUAAUGUUGAAGAAAAGAAUGUCGUUGCCGAUUCUUCUGACUUGACCUAUGUGAAGCUUGUUGAUGUUCAGGUCGAAGACAUGACCUUCAGAUACAAUGAUCAUACCAAGAACGUCUCCAUUAAUGGAAUCGACGAUACAAAUAGUAAAUUCCCAAUGACCCUCAAAACAAAACAAGGGACCGAUGUGAUAGUCUCCUUUGCUAACCGCAAGUUCACGGUUGAUGCCAGCGCCUGUGGUAUGAUCACAUCGUACAGGGAUUCCUUCCUCACAACAGACAUCAAAUCAUCGCUGGGCAAACAGGUUGAGGGAAUUUGUGGAACGUGUAAUGGCGAAAAGAAUGAUGAUCUCAUUGGCAAAGGAAUGAAGAAGUCAGGCAAUUUCACAGUGUUUUCCUCGAGUUGGUCUGUUCCUGACGAUUCGGGUCUCCCAGUCGAAGGGCACUGUACAUCGGCUGAUGUAAAUGGUGACUGCUCAGUUGCCUGGGCCAAGAAAGUGCAGAACAGUAACCACUGUGGUGCCAUCACAGACACGAACGGUUCAUUCAAGACUUGCAUCGCCAGUGGAAGCGUCGAUGUAGACAAGUUUAAGGAAAGCUGUGAAUACGAUGUAUGUUCUGCCUCGAAAGGUAGCACGGCGGCUAAGGAUGUACCCCUAGUUGUCUGCAAGACCUUGGCUGCAUUUGCUGAUGCCUGUGCCGCACAGGGCGCUGGGGGUGUUUGGAGGAGCACCAGUUUCUGCCCCCUGAAAUGUGAAACAAAUGAAUACUACUCCCCAAAGAAGUAUGCUGGGUGUGAAAAGACUUGCGAGAACAAAAUGGUAUCCACGAAAUGCGCCAAGGGCGAACCUGAAGAUGGUUGUACGUGUAAGAAUAGCUAUGUCAGACUAGGGAAUAAGUGUGUUCACCCGAGGGAGUGUGGAUGUGAAGUCGGCGAUGGUCAGCACCUUGAUAGUGGCGAAUCUGUGGUACUGGUCGGCUGCAAAACCAAGUACGAAUGCUCAGCUGAAAGCGUGUUGAAGAAAGUCGAUUUCCCCGCCUGCCAUGAUGAUGCGACUUGCUCUGUCGUGAAAGGAGCGUACGCCUGCAAGUGUAAUGAUGGAUUUGAUGGGAACGGACAUGAUUGCAAGUCGAAAUGCCAGAAAGCUGAAGAAAAGUGGGACACGAAGUCAUCUAAAUGCAUUCUCCGUUGCCCUGACGAAGACACCAAAUGGCAUAUCAAAUCAAUCUCGUGCAUUCCUAGAUGCCCCGAUAUUCAGACUAAAUGGGACGGCAAGAUAUGCGCACUGAGGUGCCCUAACCAAGACGAACAGUGGUCCAGCGUGAAGUCAGCGUGCAUUCUACGUUGCCCCGAUGUUAACACCAAAUGGGACCAGAUGCAAGGCAAAUGUGUUGACCGAUGUGCGAGUCAUAUGCAAUGGGAUAACCAACAGAAAAAAUGCACAAGUCGAUGUGCGGCAGCUGACAAGUGGGAAGAAACCAAAAAGAAAUGUACACCCAGAUGUCCAUCCCACCAGGAUUGGAAGACUGACAAAUGCGAAAACAAAUGCCCAACGGGAGAAAAAUGGCACGAUCCGACCAACAAAUGCUUCCAAGACGUCAUCUAUCCAAAGACAGAGGGAGGCAAUGGCCAGGAGGCUCCCUGUGUUAUACCUUUCUUGUAUGGCAGCAAAUGGCAGGAGGACUGUGUACAGGGAAAAGAGAAGAUGUGGUGCUCAACUACGGAAAACUAUGAUGCGGACAAAAAGUGGGGUUAUUGCCCUGUUAUGUGCCGAACCAAGGGUGGACUGAUCAAAUUCCCUGGCGAUGCCUGGACGGAUGACGGGAAGGGAGUAUUCUGUGACACCGAUGGGACCAUUGGAAUGAUUACUGGAGAAUUCUCGUUAACGACAGGCGGUGAUGGCGGUGGAGCUGGGUGUGUAUUCCCAUACUUAUACAACGGACGCUACCACGGAAAAUGCGUGAUUUCCACCACAUUGCCUUGGUGUGGCACUCUCAAGGACGGCUCAAAGUGGGGAUACUGUCCACCUCAAUGUAUGCCAAAGGACGGGAGUAGGAAGAAUGCGGGAGACUGGUGGAUGGAAGGACAAAUGAAGUACUUCUGCGAUGAGAAUGCAGUCAUCGAGGAAAUUAAGGAUCUUUCAAUCAAGACGAAGGACGGUGUUCAAUGCGUCUUCCCAUUUAAAUACAACAGCAAGUUCUAUGGUGGAUGUACUGGUACGACCCCCUGGUGUGCCACCACUGCUGACUACGACGCCGAUGCCAAGUGGGGCCACUGCGCUGUCACAUGCCUUACCCAGGAUAAGAAGAAGGUGAAUGCCGGAGCCACUUGGUCACAUGGAGGGAAGGAGUACGCCUGUGGGAGGGAUGGAAAAGUCAGAGCAAACGUGAAUACCCCACCUGGUAACUGCCUUUUCCCGUUCAGCUACAAGGGUAACACGUAUGAGAAGUGUACAGAGGUUGGUUCUGCCGGUAAACCCUGGUGUUUUAUCGAUGAAGCCGAGAAAGCCUACGGAUACUGUUAGAUAUACCUUUUUCUCUUUGCAUACAACGAAGCGUGAGGAAUGAGAUUUUUAUAACGUGGUUCAUUGUUACAAUUUAAGAGUGAAUUAAAAAUACCUCUUAACUGUACAUUGAUCGACCGAAUAAUAUAAUGUCUCAUCCCUUAUCGACUUCUAAAUGAAAAUUCAUCCGGUCAACGAAUGGGUGCAUAUGUAUGUAGUUAAAGAUAAAUAAA
Messenger RNA from Lineus longissimus, 4571 nucleotides. RefSeq lists its product as uncharacterized. NCBI's taxonomy places the organism in Eukaryota, Metazoa, Nemertea, Pilidiophora, Heteronemertea, Lineidae. The record is from RefSeq and is a predicted model, not a curated record. The transcript is spliced from 39 exons. The coding region runs from base 82 to 4359 and encodes 1425 amino acids.